GGAAAGGAAACCCCGACUAUUCGGCGGGGGCACGCUGACGUCUGGAGCUCGGCGGCGGAGAAGGGCGGCAGGGGGAGGGCGAUGGAAUUCUGCCCGGUGUGUGGGAUGCUGCUGCAGAUCGAUCCGGGCACCGCAAGCCACCGCCUGCGCCUCUUCUGCUCCGUCUGCCCCUACGUCUGCCCCAUCCAGAACAAGAUUGUGAAGAAGGCGAGGUUGGUCAAGAAGGAGGUGGAGCCCAUCUUCAGCACGGCGGACGAGAUGAAGUCGGCCCCUAAGACCGCAGUUACAUGCCAAAGAUGCAAUCAUGGAGAAGCAUACUUCAAGCAGAUGCAGAUUCGAUCAGCUGAUGAACCGAUGACAACAAUAUACAGGUGUUGCAAAGAGGAAUGCCAGCAUGAAUGGAGAGAGGACUGAUCUUAACAUUCACGCUUUGCUUACACUACGCUCCCUGUGCUUCUUCAGUUUUUGAGUGUUGAUAUGUCCUGUUGCACAUGUAAUGCUUCUUUUAAUCAGCGUGUACCUAUGGCAUCGCUUUUUGGUUGCUAGAGACAUUUCAUGUUGCGCUUAGUAGGUCAAUCUUAACGGAAAGUUUCAUUAAGUUUCCAAGAGUGACACAUUUUUAGAGUUAUUUGUGAUGAUGAACGUUCUAUGCAUAGUUUCAGUUUUGUUGUUUAAUAGGCUACUUAAAACAUUUAAUGUGUGAUUGGGUAAACUUAUGUCCCU
Sorghum bicolor (sorghum) is the source of this 723-nucleotide messenger RNA. Its product is annotated as DNA-directed RNA polymerase III subunit RPC10. Gene Ontology annotation, cellular component: RNA polymerase III complex. Bases 82 to 414 code for a protein of 110 amino acids. Gene Ontology annotation, molecular function: DNA-directed RNA polymerase activity; zinc ion binding; nucleic acid binding. Gene Ontology annotation, biological process: termination of RNA polymerase III transcription; DNA-templated transcription. The record is from RefSeq and is a predicted model, not a curated record. Lineage: Eukaryota; Viridiplantae; Streptophyta; Magnoliopsida; Poales; Poaceae. The transcript has 3 exons.